AUGUAUCUACUAAUUGUUGAUGCGCACAGCAAGUGGCUGGAAGUGUUUCCUGUAGCUUCCACUUCAGCCAAUGUAGCCAUAAAUCAUUUAAGAGAUUUGUUCAGUAGGUUUGGCCUGCCAGAGACUGUCCACAGUGACAAUGGUCCACCAUUUUCCUCAUUUGAAUUUCAUAAUUUUAUGUCAAACAAUGGUAUCAGACAUACUUUGAGUCCUCCAUACCAUCCCAUGAGCAACGGUUUGGCAGAGAACUCUGUCAAAUAUGCUAAGAAUAAGAUCAAAUGUGCUUUACGUGAUAAGAAAGAUGUAAAUAUAGCUUUAAGUAGAAUAUUGUUUGAUUAUCGAAAUGCUGUUCAUGCUACCACCAAUGAGACCCCAGCAAAGUUGAUGUUUAAUAGGCAAUUAAGGACUAGGUUAGAUUUAUUAAGGCCUAACCUGUCAAUGACAGUUAGUAAAAGACAAGACAAGCAAAAGGAGUAUUUCUCUGGAACUAAAGUUAGACUAUUUUAUCCUGGUCAAAAUGUAAUUGUUAGGGACUAUCGCACCCGCGACAAAUGGGUUAGUGCUACGGUAAUUAAGCAGAUCAGCAAUGUUAUAUACGAAGUUGAAUUGACGUCUGGCAUUGUGUUCAGACGGCAUAUUGAUCAGAUUGUAGCCGUGCAGGGAGAGCCAGCUGAUGUAAACAAACAGGUAGAAUCAGCUGACGCUUUCGAUGACAGUUCCUCUUCCCCCCCGGUCAUGACGCCGGUGGUGGGGCGAGAACCAAUAGCGGUGAGUCCCCACUCUCCGCCGAGCGGCCGUGUGGCUCGCUCCCCUCCCCUCUCAGUGUCGUGCCGUUCUAACGGUAAACAAACAGCUGAUCGUGGCAACACGUCACCGGCUGCGACGGCAGUGUUCCCAAACAACAACAAUGAUAGACGCUAUCCUGUGCGGGUUAGAAAUCCCGUGGAUAGGAUGAACUUGUAA
Homalodisca vitripennis (glassy-winged sharpshooter) is the source of this 963-nucleotide messenger RNA. RefSeq lists its product as uncharacterized. The transcript has a single exon. NCBI's taxonomy places the organism in Eukaryota, Metazoa, Arthropoda, Insecta, Hemiptera, Cicadellidae. Bases 1 to 963 code for a protein of 320 amino acids. Gene Ontology annotation, biological process: DNA integration. Gene Ontology annotation, molecular function: nucleic acid binding. The record is from RefSeq and is a predicted model, not a curated record.